UACAAGGCACACAAAAUGGCGUCAGCUCCCGAUUACAGCGCAUACAGCCAGUCUACUGCUCAACAAGGGUAUGCUGCUUAUGCUGCCCAGCCCACACAAGCUUAUGGACAAUCUGCCCAGCAGAGUUAUGGCCAGCAGAGUUAUGGAUCAUAUGCUCAACCCGCGGCUGCUGCUGCUGACGGUACAUAUGCACAGACAACUCCCGCUGCUGGUUACACUCAACCACAGCAACCCCAACAAUACAGUUCCACUUAUGCCCAGCCAGCCCAAGCUGGCUAUACUGCUGCCCAGUCGACCGCUCAUAGUUACACCCAGUCAUCCCAGGGCUAUGGAGCACAGGCUUAUGAUGGUACUCCUGCUGCUGCCGCUGCUGCAGCCGCAGCUGCUGCUGCUGCUCCAGCUGCCUCCCAGUCUUAUGGGUCCCAGCCUGGAUAUGCUGCUCAGUCUGCAUAUCCUGCUUAUGGUCAACAGCCAGCUCCGACUGCACCACAAAGUUACAGUGCGAACAGCCAGCCUUCUAGUUACAACCAAAGCAGCUACUCUCAGCAGGCAGGGUAUGGCCAGCCUGGUUAUCAGGCCCAGCCAUCAAGCUACGGCCAGCCGUCAAGCUACGGUCAGCAGCAGGCCCAGCAACAGGCCCCUCCGGCUUACCCACCCCAGGCUGCAAGUUCCUAUGGGCAGCCCCCCACCAGCCAGUAUGGCCAGCAAGGUGGACCACCUAGCUAUCAGUCCAACCAUUACAAUAGUUAUAGACCGGAUGGCCAGGGCGGGGGUUCUGGUUACUCAGACUCUUCGAGGUACUCCAGUGGAGGAGAGGGCAGGGGCCCUGGCCGUGAUGGUUUCGACAGAGGAGGAAUGAUGCAUCGUGGGCGUGGUGGCAUGGGUCGUGGCAUGGGCAGCGCUGGAGACAGAGGUGGCUUCAGUAAGCCUGGUGCACACGGAGACGAGCGUGAUGGACGCACUGAAGAGCAAGAUGAAUCGGAGAACUGUGCUAUCUACAUCACUGGCUUGACUGAGAAGGCUAACAUUGAGGAAAUGGCUGAAUUCUUCAAACACAGUGGCUCAAUUAGAUUCAAUCGCAGGCUUGGCCAGCCUGCCAUAAACAUCUACACGGACAAGGACUCAGGGAAGCCCAAGGGAGAUGCCACCCUCUCGUAUGAGGAACCAGCCAACGCCAAAGCUGCUGUGGAACACUUCGAUGGGAAGGAGUUCCAGGGCCGCAGGCUCAAGGUGUCUAUGGCACGUCGUAAACCUCAAAUUGGUGGAAUGAGAGGAGGCAUGCCCAUGCGAGAUGGCAUGAUGGGCCGAGGAGGUAUGAUGGGCCGUGGAGGAGACCGUGGUGGGUUCAUGCCCCGAGGUGGUCCACGUGGUAUGGGCAGAGGUGGGCCCACAGGAGGCAACAUGCAGCAGAGAGCUGGGGACUGGGAAUGUCCUAAUCCGGGCUGUGGCAACCAGAACUUUGCCUGGAGGAUGGAGUGCAACCAGUGCAAAGCUCCCAAACCUGACGGAAUGGGUGGUGGCGGUGGUGGUGGUCCUCCUUCCUUUCCUCCUGGCGGUGACCGAGGCAGAGGUGGAAUGGGAAUGCGUGGGGGCAGAGGCAUGGACCGUGGUGGGCCCGGAGGCCCUGGUGGAUUCCGUGGAGGCUGGGGAGGUGACCGUGGUGGAUUCAGAGGCCGUGGUGGCAUGGACAGGGGUGGCUUCCGUGGUUCUGGCCGUGGAGGACCACCCAUGGGUGGCAGAGGAAGGGGGAUGGGCCCACCAGGUGGCAAGAUGGAUAUGAGGGAUCAUCGCGGGGAGCGCAGGGAGAGACCUUAUUGAAGUUCUUGACCUUUUUGUGCCGUACCAUAUGGAAUUUUAAGAUGCAAAUUUUUAAUUUAUGAUUCCAUAUGUGAUGGUUAUUUUAACUGCUCUCCAAUCCUGCGCAGUUUCACCUUCCAUUUUUAUUUUUACGUAUUCUAGUUUGUUUAUACUUAAUGUGCAUGUUUUUUUAAUACAGCUCAGUUUUGUCAUUGUAUCGUUAGUGCAAUAUUUGUUAUUGCCUGCCCUUUUCCUUCCAAAACUGUUAGAGGGAAUAAACUUUUACUGAUGUUA
Molecule: messenger RNA, 2091 nt
Organism: Nerophis lumbriciformis (worm pipefish)
Lineage: Eukaryota; Metazoa; Chordata; Actinopteri; Syngnathiformes; Syngnathidae
Gene: ewsr1b
Product: EWS RNA-binding protein 1b
Biological process (GO): regulation of DNA-templated transcription
Molecular function (GO): RNA binding
Source: RefSeq, a predicted model, not a curated record